AUGUCAGACGGAGAUUGUCCGUUAGUCGAUGUCGAACCGAAAGGAGUGGUUUACUUUAAAGCCCAGGAGCAUUCAGACGCUGAAGUCGACAUUUGCCUAACCAACUUGCAAGAUGUAUGCGUAUGGUUCAGGGUAAAGACCGAUUGUUACCUGCGAGAUCGCAUCAUUUAUGACUGGAUGCCUAUCGCUCCGAAAUCAAAGAAAUGUUUUAAGGUGUUAAUUGAUAUAUCGGACUACAAUAAUUCAACUGUAUCCAAGGUUGAAAUAAUUGUUGAAUGCGUGAGGGCAACCAAGUACCAUGAAGCAGCUCGAAAGUGGCAGGAGGCCAAUCCGCAAGAUACCAUGAGUUCAAAGGUGAUAUGCAUUCCCUGGAUGCUUGGUGAACUCAUUCUGGAUCCAAGGCAUGAACUCGUCUUUGACGCGGAUAAACCCAUAUCAUCCACUGUCCGUCUGACCAAUCCCUGCACAUAUCGGAUGUACUUCCACGUUCAAGCGUCAUCCAGUGAUCUCCGCAUUCGUCCCGAUUCUGGCAUUCUUUACCCCAAUGAGACGGAAGAGAUAAUGGUCUUCUGUAAACCCUUGGAAUGGAAUUACACAGAUGUGUUACGAGACCGCAUUAUAAUAAAAUCAUCAGUCCUGUAUCCCACAUCAUUUAUUAAACCUCGCGACACAAUUCUUACUGCUAAGACGACUGCUAUUCAGAAGAUAGACACAAUCCUCAAGCCUGCUGUUGAUGUACAUGGAUCGGCGUCAGCGCAACCGAGUUCAUUCCUCAGUCGCCAAGAUAUCCCGAUGACACAGAUUCCUGAUGAAAUCGCUGAGCUAUGUCAGGAGGUUAGGCGGCUGCAGCUUACGGAUUCAUGGUCCUGUUGCAGAGGUUUGAUCGGUGCUAUGCUAGCUGAGCUCAGCCGGCUACGCGAUGACGUGAAGCAACUCAAGGCUGAAAAUGUCAAAGGAAGGUCUGAGUAA
This is a messenger RNA of Dicrocoelium dendriticum, 969 nucleotides long. NCBI's taxonomy places the organism in Eukaryota, Metazoa, Platyhelminthes, Trematoda, Plagiorchiida, Dicrocoeliidae. The record is from the annotation of a GenBank genome assembly.